AGACUAAUAAAAUAAGCAAGAAAAGAAUUCAAGAGUCCCAUUUUCAUGAUUUUACAGCACUUUGUAUUCUUCAACUCUCUCUCCCUCUCUCUCUCUCUCUCUCCAUUUUUAUAUUACAUCUGAAGAAAAACUAGAGCUAUGAUGUAAAACCCAAGAAGGGUUUUGUUUUGUGUUGUGUAGAUUGUGAGGAAGGGAAAUAAUAAUAUAGAAAUAUGUUGUUUUCACCACAACCUUCUGUUGUUGUUGUUGGUUGCCACAGUGAUUUGGACGUGAAAGCGCCCAUCUUUUCAUGUCUAUCGACACUGAUAGUUGAUAGAUCACUUGGCUUGUUCGUGUCCUCUUUUGACCCUCUGUUUCUUUCUUCCCCUGUUUCUUCGUCUUUGUCAAGCACUGCAUUAGACUUGAAUUAGAACUUAUUCUAACCAAAGAGGGAGUGAGAGAGAGAGACAGAGAGAGAGAUGUCUGUUGGAGGUGAACUAGCAAGGAAGAAGGCAAUGUGGCUGUACCCAAAGGUUUUGGGUUUUAAUCCUUCUGAAAGAUGGGGGCACUCUGCUUGCUAUUCUAAUGGAGCUGUUUAUGCAUUUGGGGGAUGUUGUGGGGGAUUGCAUUUUAGUGAUGUCCUAGUGCUAAACCUCGAUUCAAUGGCAUGGAGCACUCUUGCAACUGUGGGUCAUGGGCCAGGCCCGAGAGAUAGUCACAGUGCUGUGAUCGUGGGGCAUCGGAUGAUAGUUUUUGGGGGUACAAAUGGUUCUAGGAAGGUAAAUGAUCUCCAUGUGCUGGACCUUGGCUCAAAGGAAUGGACCCAACCCGAAUGCCGAGGGUCUCCACCUUCUCCUCGUGAAAGUCACACUGCCACACUUAUUGGUGAUGAGAAACUGGUCAUAUUUGGGGGGAGCGGUGAAGGGGAAGGAAAUUACUUGAAUGAUUUUCAUAUUCUUGACUUAAAGACAAUGCAAUGGACUUCUCCUGAAGUGAAGGGAAAUGUUCCUGUCCCCAGGGAUAGUCACAGUGCUGUUGCAAUAGGGGACAAGCUCUUCGUUUAUGGUGGGGACUGUGGCGAUCGCUAUCAUGGCAAUGUUGAUAUGUUUGAUAUGGACACGCUAACCUGGUCAAGGUUGGCAGUUCAAGGAUCAUCACCUGGUGUUAGAGCAGGUCAUGCAGCUGUUAGUAUUGGGACAAAGGUCUAUAUCAUUGGAGGUGUCGGUGACAAGCACUAUUACAACGAUAUUUGGGUUCUUGACAUAAGUUCUUGUUCAUGGACUCAGCUCGAGAUACGUGGCCAGCAACCACAAGGACGGUUUUCUCAUACAGCCAUUGUUGCUGAUUCAGACAUAGUCAUUUAUGGAGGUUGCGGGGAGGAUGAGCGUCCUCUCAAUGAAUUACUUGUUCUGCAGCUUGGAGCCGAGCAUCCCAAUGGCCGGUACAACAUUUCCUUAUGCAAAAUAUUUGGAAACCAUUUGAACCAUGGGAAGAGAAGAUUGUCAGCAGAAUCAGAAAAUUGCUCGAAAAUCAUGGUUUUGGGGAGGAAUGGAGCAUCAAGAAAGGGAGCUCAUGACCCAGAAUUAGAGUUGAAACACUCCUUUCGAUUCAGUUCAGAUACAUUGCAUCCUAAGAGGAGAAGAACCAGUAAUUCAAAGGUAUGGGAGGUUGACUCUGAACAAGAAGAGCAUUCACUUUCCCUUUCCCAGAAUUCAUCUCCAUCCCAAUCUGAUCAAGAACAAACACCAGUGCCGAAAGCCAUAGAUUCUGUCUCGGCUUCUCAUGGAUUUCCUUUGUUUAAGCAGCAACGUCAGAUCCCAAUCAAUUGUCAGUCUAAGAACACGACAAAUAGCCAAACAAAUCAUGGAAUUGUCCGAAGAACAUCGCAGGAUUUCCAAUCAUUGGGAGAACAUCCCAAAAAGCUGAAUCCAGAUCAAUUUCUUCAUGUUUCUCAAGCAGAUGGACAAGAAUCUCAACACCCGGCAAGCAAAGUCCCCAUUCAAAACCUCAUUGGAGCUGAGAUUCGAGGAAAGGUUGAUGGAGUUUUUGACUCGGGUUACCUGAUGACUGCAAUGGUUAAUGGCAAACUAUUCAGAGGAGUCUUAUUUGCACCCGGACCUGGGAUUGUCCUGAGAGGGGCUGCUCCUGCCCAAAACAUAUCUUCCCCAACCAAUGCACAACCAUUCCCAAAAUUGAACAACGGGUGUCCAACAAUUCUCAGGCCUUCUCAGCAGCAGGUCCCACUGUCUGUGGCAGAGUCCAGCCAUAGCUUCCGGCGAGCUCAAGUCACGCAUUCAUCCCAAAUGGUUGGAGCCUCUCCAUCUUUAGACAGAGAAUCAAGUCUUGGAAGUGAUCUUCAAGGUGUGGUUCUAACUCUGGGAGGCCCUGGAAGCGGCCAAAACCAUAAAUAAACCAGAAUGGAUACCAGAAUCCGAUUCGAAGAUGGAAAUUUUACGCCACUUCCAUGUGACCCCAAACUGUAUAACCAUGGGUAGAAUGUUCCUCCCUUCUUCAGAGAUGUUUUCGAAAUUCAGGCUUCAGGAUUUAGGAAUACUUGUCUGAGGCCUGACUUCUGUACUUGUAGUAUGUAUAAGUUAGUCUAAUUGUGACACUUUCUUUUGUUUCUAAACCUCGUCUUAAAUUGAUGAACAACUUUUAGUUUUUAUGCAGACAGGAGGUUGUUCUAUCAGACUUUGUAUCAUUUUUUGUUUUUCCUGAACAAGUUGCAGAUGUUGAACUAUUCAGACUCUAGAGAAAAGUGACACUUUAAAAGGUUAAAUAAAAAGUGAAAAGUUUGUCUUUAACUUUCAAAAA
Molecule: messenger RNA, 2793 nt
Organism: Malania oleifera
Lineage: Eukaryota; Viridiplantae; Streptophyta; Magnoliopsida; Santalales; Ximeniaceae
Exons: 9
Coding region: 459-2390 (643 amino acids)
Molecular function (GO): protein binding
Source: RefSeq, a predicted model, not a curated record